UAGUGACUCAUUCAAUUCCUAUUUAAGUGAUGGAGAUCUAAAACAUGCAUUACACCGAACUUGAACCUGAGAAGAGUAACAGAAAUUCCACAAUGACGGAACAAUUAUUUAAUAAAAAAGUACCAGGAAAAUUUAUUCAGAACAAGCAAUUAUUCGUUAUUGCAAGUGUUGGAUUAAUUUGUUUCACUCUUCCGAUUGAUAUUUCUGCAGCAUUUAUUGACGCUACAUCUUCUGCUGUAGCGGCCCACAAAUGUACAAGUGCUGAAUGUAAUGUGGAACGCUUAGAAACAGCUGCAGAAAUAAUAAACUACCGCGAUUCAAGUAAAAAUCUAUGUGAUAAUUUUUAUGGAUUUGUUUGCGGUAAUUACAAAAGUACAGAUAUAACCAAUGAUGAAGACUAUCUUCAAAAGAAAAGAUUUGAAUUUUUGGACCAUUUAAUCCACCGAGAAACCUCUGGUGAUUUCAAACCAUACAAACUUAUUCAUGAUUUAAACGAAGUAUGCAUGGAUGACAACGCCAGAGGACAGCAGGCUUUGGAUCUUAUGAACAGUAUAAUAAAAAGUCUAGGUGGGUGGCCUAUUAUAGAACAUGAAAAUUGGAAGGACUUAGAAUUCGAUUGGAUUGAUUUCACUGGCAAUGCUAAAAAAACUGGUUACCAUAUUACUUAUUUCCUGGAUUGGAGACCGUAUUCAGUAUAUCAAAACAAAUCGAGAUUGUUAAGAUAUUCUGCUAAAUUAGCUCCUUCCUACUUCGAAUUCGCAACGGGCCCAAUGUCGGAAAUAAAAAAAGAAAUAUAUAACGAUUAUAUGGCUAAAAUAGGAAGAAUGUUAGGUGGACCUUAUAUAGACGUAUUGGAAAACUUGGAUGCGGCGUAUGAAUUUGAAAAAAAAUUAGACGAAAUAAAUCACUUCGAAAAUCCAAAAGAUACGGAAAAUAUGAGCAUUGAAGAGUUACAAAAACAAUGGCCGAGUAUAGAUUGGAAUAAGUUUGUUGAAAAAACGUUAAUGCCUUUUGUGGAUGCUAGUGAAAAGCCUAUUCUGACCGUUUGGAAUCCAGAAGCCCUGACGAAAUUUGAAAAACUAAUGAAUGAAACUCCGAAACGUGUGCAAGCUACCUAUGGCAUGUGGAAAAUAGUUCAAUACUCGCUUCCAUAUUUGACUGAUGAGUUUCGAGAAAUGCAAAAUAAAUUUCAGCAAGCUGUAGCUCUUCCCGAAUUGUCCCGUCAACAGCAGUGUGAUAAAAUAGUUAAAGUUAAUGCUGAAUAUGCCGUUUAUUACAUGUACUUGGAUCACUACAAAAGUAGCGUCGAUACUAUUAAAAGUAUAAUAGAGUCUAUAAGAAAGAAAAUGAUUGAAAUUAUUAGAAACUCUGCAGUAUUGAAUGACGAUGAUAAAAAUAAAGGAGUUAAAGUCCUUACAGACAUGCAAGUUACUAUUGGACCGUGGGAAAAAUUGUUAGACCCACAUGAAGUGGAGAAGUUUUAUGAAGGCACCAAAAUUGACAAAGGCAACUUUUUGCAGACUAUGUUGAACAUGAAUAUUUUUAGGUUGAAAAAGAGUUUGAGUAAUGAAAUUCAGAAGUACACGAUUCCAUAUGAUGAGAGAAGAAAUCCGGGAGUUCCAAGUUCUUAUGACAACCACUUAUAUAUUCCGGCAGAGAUGAUACCCAACGCGAUAUUUGACAAUAAUCGUCCUCUGUACAUGAAUUACGGAACACUUGGGUACUACAUUGCUCAGACAAUGUUUCAUUUUGUGGCUGACAUUGGAAGGAAAUUCGGUGAAGACGGAAAAGAAAUCCCCAAUAAACAAGUUGACUGUUUCCUUCACAGAGGGGACAAUGAAACAGAUCCGGAAAUACGAGAACUCAUGUCUCGUAAGUCAGUGGAAGACGUUAUUGCUCAAUACGUUGGGUUCCGUAUUGCUUAUUUAGCUUACAAAGACUACGUUGCUGAAUUUGGUCCAGAAUUGAAAUUGCCCGAAUUGUCUUACACACCCUAUCAACUAUUUUGGAUUUCAUUUGGUCAGUCGUUUUGUUCUGCCGCCAAUGAAUUUGAUGAAUCAACUGAAACUAAGAAAACAGAAUUAAAUAUGUUCGAACGUUUGGUGAUGAACAUGUUGGUGUUUAUACCCGAAAUUUCAUCGGAUUUCGAGUGUUCAGUAGGUUCUAAUAUGAAUCCUGAAAAUAAAUGUAUUUAUUGGUAAAUUUAGAUAAUUUUGUGACCAUUAAUUGACUGAAACGA
Molecule: messenger RNA, 2239 nt
Organism: Microplitis demolitor
Lineage: Eukaryota; Metazoa; Arthropoda; Insecta; Hymenoptera; Braconidae
Product: neprilysin-2-like
Exons: 8
Coding region: 45-2201 (718 amino acids)
Biological process (GO): protein processing
Cellular component (GO): plasma membrane
Molecular function (GO): metalloendopeptidase activity
Source: RefSeq, a predicted model, not a curated record